AAAUUUCAGGCUAUCAUUUUCAAUCAAUCAAUUCUCAAUAAUAUCACUUUAAAUUUAUAUCAUUAAUCGAUACGUAUUAUACCAGCAUAUUUUGCUGAUGUCAACAAAAGGUUUAUCGUUUAACGAUAAGAAUCGAGAAUCAUUUCCACUAUGAAUAUUGAACGUGUUAGUUUCAAGUAUACUUGGGCAACAAAAGUUUUAAUGCGUCAAAUUAAUGAUAAUGAAUCAGUAAUCUUACAUGUGUCACCAAAAUUUGCAACCGUUCAUGGACAAGUUGCUUUUCAAUGGUCUUUACAAAUGCAUGGUACAACAUUUCUUAAUGAUCAGGAGCAGAUAGAAUUGAAGGGAAGUAAUCACGAUGAAACAGAGUAUGAAGAAUGUGAACCGAAUUACAUAGCAUUAUCGUUGUAUUUUAACGAUGGACCAGCACCAGUUAUUGAUGAUCUACAAACAAUCACCAAACUUUUACAAGAUAAGAAAUGUAGCAUUAAUAGCAAUGAUGAUGGCUAUGUUAUUGCUGAAACAAAAAAAUUAAGCGCUGUUCGUGGUAAAGAGACAGAACUUACGACAGUUCAACGUUUUGACUUUUCAAAUUACAUAAAAGAAAAUGUUGGUCAAGUGGUUCGUUUAUCAAUUAUGUUAAAUUUUCCUAUACAAUUAUUUGAACCAUGUACUUAUCUUAAUACACUUACGCCAACACCAAUUACAUCAUUUCUUACCGCAAACUACAGGGCAAGAGCAUCAUCAAAAGUUUUUAAUAGGCGAUUACGAAAGAAUAAAUUGUCGAGUAAUAUGGAUGAUAAUCUACGUCGAAGGUUAUCACUAAAACAGCAAGAUGAUUUUGAAGCAAUUUUCAAUCGUAUAAUGAAUGAUGAAAAAGAGCAUUGUGCUAAAUCACAAUGCUCAAGAAAUGAUUACAACAAAUGUGAAGAAUUAAAAGUUAGCUAUAAAAUGGUAUCAUUCAAAAAAUUACUAAUAGCAUGUUGUGAUGGUUGUCAAAAGAAGGCAAGAAUAAGAGACGAGGAAAAUCUUGAGUUCGAUCAGGAAGAAUUAGAUGGAUUGGAUGAUGAGAAUGCAUUCGAAUGUAAUGAACAAAAUAAGGAUGCUAUUCAUGAGAUGCUUGCUAAUAUGUUUUUUACAAAAGUUGCUUUACCGCAAAUGGGUUAUGUUGAAAAUUUUGCUGAUUUUUUAAUUGAUGCAGAACUGAAUAAUUUACCAGUGCUUAAACGAGCAUGUGAAGGUUAUCUUUGCAGUGAAUUAAAUUCAAAAAAAGAUUUAAUAACAUCAUUGCUGUUGGAGCUUUUAUUUUUGGCUAUUGUUUUCAAUUUACGAGUACUGAAAUCGAUGACACUUUCUGAAUUAUCAAAUCGUCCCGAAGAAUUGGACGGACCAGAUGCCUUAUUAGCUCUUGAUGAGUAUAAAGAUCUAGAUCGUCGAAUGACAAAGCUUAAUGGAAGUAAUCUUAUUGAAGUAAUCAGAGAAGUACAACGAUUUCGAGAGCAAAGGUUGCGUACAAAAUUGAUUUGAAAAAUCACAAUCAAUAUUGAGGAUGACGUAAAUCAAGUGAAGGAUGAUAUGAAUUCUGCUCAGUUGUAGCUACAGGAUUUCUUAAUUUAAGGGUCCAGAUAUUUAUAAGCUUUUCUACCUUUCUUACACCUCUUAUCCAUCCUACUUUUUAGGAUUAGAUAAUCCUUAUAACCAGAUAUCACUUCCAGACUUGGAUAAUACAGGAUGAUAUCAUUAUGUCGGAAAAUAUAACAGGUAAAACUGAAUCAGGGGUAUCUUUUUUAUCCCACGUUUCGUAGUAUCGUUAAAUCUGGAAGAUCUGGAAACCAAACAUAAAGACAUAUGCAUCAGCUACCACUUGGUAAUUGAGAUUACCAUCUUAGUGCACUGCGUUAGGCAACACAUUGACGUUUCCACACUCGCGUCACUUCAGGUUCAACAACCAGAUAUAAGGAUUCAGUACUUUGCUCAGGUGUUAACCCGAGUGGUAUACCUUUCCAUUCCAAUGGAUUACAGGUUGACCAACGAUGUGUAUUGCUUGAAUCUCUUGUUUCUGGUUGUUUUUCAUCUGUAAUGUUGGAAAUUAUCAGGGUUUUGCAGCUAACUAAAAUUCUUAAAAUUCAAGG
This is a messenger RNA of Loa loa (African eye worm), 2132 nucleotides long. RefSeq lists its product as hypothetical. The transcript is spliced from 10 exons. The record is from RefSeq and is a predicted model, not a curated record. Lineage: Eukaryota; Metazoa; Nematoda; Chromadorea; Rhabditida; Onchocercidae. The coding region runs from base 151 to 1527 and encodes 458 amino acids.